Mya arenaria is the source of this 12528-nucleotide messenger RNA. Its product is annotated as protein furry-like. Lineage: Eukaryota; Metazoa; Mollusca; Bivalvia; Myida; Myidae. The record is from RefSeq and is a predicted model, not a curated record. Gene Ontology annotation, cellular component: cell cortex; site of polarized growth. The coding region runs from base 113 to 8830 and encodes 2905 amino acids. The transcript has 64 exons. Gene Ontology annotation, biological process: neuron projection development; cell morphogenesis.
AUCGCACUUAUUUAUCACAAUACAAUAAUUUAUCAAUCUAUAAUUGGAAUUGAGGCCAAUUUUCGUGAAAAAUGUCAAUUUUCACUUGAUUUUGUGUCAGCAGUGAAGCAAGAUGGCUAACUCGGUUAGUCCGGACUUGUCAGUGUUAGACGACAGUGUAAAACCAGGCGAAUAUGUGCUUCAAACUUUGUUUCUGGAGUUCUGCACACUCUCUGAGAAGAAAAUUGAACAAGUUUUGGCUGAACCACUCGAAAAGCUGUUGACCAAGUCCUUACAAAAAGGAGAUGACAAGGAUUUUGACCAGCUUUUGAGUGCACUCGGCAAUGUGGCAGAGCAGAGUUUACCUUCCCUGUUACGCAGUUUGUUCCGCUGGUACGAGCGACAGCUUAUGCUGGACGAGGGUGGACACUCAGAACCAAGGCUGAGACAUAGAAGCAAAGGAAGCAAAGAUUACCUCUGUGAAAGAAGGGAUCUUGCUGUAGAGUUUGUAUACUGCCUGGUCCUCAUAGAAGUUUUAACCAAGUUGUCCUAUCAUCCAGGCCAUGAUGAUCUGGUCGGGAAAAUCAUCAGCCAGGCUUUCAAACAUUUUAAAUACAAAGAUGGUCUCCUUAUUUUGGAGUUGAAGAAACCAUACAUAUUGCAGACAAACCCAAAUGCUGCAAACAUAAACAUCAUAGCUGACCUGUAUGCUGAAGUGAUAGGAGUGCUCAGUCUGGCCAGGUUCCAGCCAGUGCGUAAAACAUUCAUUCUGGAGUUGAGGGAACUAAAACUGCGAGACCAGACCCCGUACACAGCGCAAAGCGUGAUUAGUCUCCUCAUGGGACUUAAAUUCUUCAGGGUCAAGAUGCACCCUAUUGAGGACUUUGAGCAGUGUGUCCAGUUCCUACAUGAGCUUGGCCUGUAUUUCCUGGAGGUUAAAGACAAGGACAUCAAACACGCGCUUGCCAGUCUCUUUGUUGAGAUACUUCUUCCUGUUGCAGCGACUGUUAAGCACGAGGUGAACGUACCGGUGCUGAAGAACCUUGUGGAGAUGCUCUAUACAAACUGCGUGGACCUCUCCAGCAAACAGAAGUACAAACAGCCGCUGAUCCCGAUGGUGACAUGCCUGCUAGCGGUUAGCCAGAAACAAUUCUUUCUGAACAACUGGCCAUACUUCCUCACCAACUGUCUGUCCUUGUUAAGGAGCAAAGAUACAAAAGUUUCCCGAGUGGCGCUUGAGUCUGUCUCUAGGCUUGUUUGGGUGUACAUGGUGCGUAUCAAGUGUGAGAGCAACCAGUCAACAACCAGUCGUCUUCAGAGCAUCAUCAGCAGCUUGUUUCCGCGAGGUCAAAAGGUCGUCUUUCCCAAGGACAUGCCACUGAACAUCUUUGUCAAGAUCAUACAGUUCAUUGCCACUGAGAGAAUUGACUUUGCCAUGAAGGAAAUUAUAUUUGACCUGCUCAGUAUUGGGAAAAAGUCCAACUUUCUCACACCAGAGAGGAUGAGUAUUGGUCUGCGUGCAUUCCUGGUGAUAGCUGACAGCUUACAGCAGGGUGACGGAGAUCCACCCAUGCCUCAAUCGAAUACCGUCAUGCCCUCGGGGGCAACUGUACGCACCAAGAAGACCUUUGUCACCAAGACGCUCACGGACGAUGACUCCAAGCAUAUCGGUCUACACCAGUAUGUGCCCUACCUGUUAAAAACAUUUGAUUCCAUGUUGCGGAAUCUGGAUCUGAAUGUUGGUCGGCCAUUACUGCUCACAAAGUCGGAGAAUGUGAACAAAGAGCCUGAGGAGUUGCUAACUGGAGACAGGAAGUCCAAGAUGGACCUGUUUCGGACAUGUGUGGCAGCCAUUCCUCGCCUCAUUCCAGAUGGCAUGAGUCGUAUUGAGCUAGUUGAGCUGGUGACGAGGCUCACAGUACAUUUUGACGAGGAGUUACGGGGCCUCGCAUUUCAAGCCUUACAGAACCUCAUGCAGGAGUCCGAGGUGUGGAAAGAACAUGUGAUCAGAGGAUUUGUUCAGUUUAUCCAGAGGGAGAUAUCUGACACCAAUGUCCAGCAGCUGGACAGCUCACUGAGGCUCCUCAUGCAGCUUGUCUCCAAGUACACUACCACCACACCCAAGUACACCCAGUUAACUGGUAGCCUGCUAGCUCUACAUGAAGUGGAAGGUCUGGCUCUGGUGAUGUUGUGUAACCAUAGACUGGUCACUAGAAAACUCGCCACACAUCUUUUGAAGGAAGUAAAGCUGAUCUUCUCCACUGCUGUGGCUUUCCAUAUUGAACAGACUAAAACUGUGAGCCUACUGGAGAUGAUGGACACUCAUUGUCACACUGUGGUGGAGAAGCUCAUGCCGAUACUGUCACUGACAGAGAGGACUUUCAUCCUGAACUCGUCCAGUAUGGACCUACAGUGGCUACUUGAACGCUCAUCCAGUGUCUGGUCCAGCCAUGACAAGAAAGAUGAACCGAGAAGAGAGUCUAACUUCUCUAAGGUUGAUCCCUGGAUGCAAUGUGUGGCGAUGUUUGUAUCUAAGGACCUGGGAAUGUCCAUAUGUCAUCUCGCUGUAGCCCACGCCUGGCCCAUAGUCUACACGCGGCUAAAUGUGCUGUACAAUCUGCUGGAACCAAACAACAUCAUAAGUGAGCACCGUGCGUCCUCAUUUAUCCGGUCAUCUGGCAGUAAGAAGGUCACAACAGAGAAGGACCUUCACAUGCAGCUGUGGCAUAACUACGUUAUCUUAACCUGUGCUGUGGCUCAGAACACACCCAUCACUGAAGCCAUUAACAAGUACACACUGCCCGAACCAAGUGUGUUGACAGAGGAUGGAGGGGAAAAGCCUAGUCUGGGGUCCCUAUUCAAGCAGCUGGUGCCCUUGAUUCGUUGUGAGAGCGCAGAUAUAAGGGACACCAUUGUGAAUGGCCUUGGAUACACUAACUCUUCUGUCUUGAAAGAGCUGAUGGAAGAGCUAGUCCAACUGUUGAAGGAAGCAAUUGAGAGGAAGACUGAGAACAUACGUAAACGUAGGAAGAAAGAUGUCCUCCGGGUACAGUUGGCACACAUCUUUGAACGGAUGGCUCAACAUAAAACGUUUUCACAAAGUGAAUCAGCAGUUCUAGACAAGGAUGACCACAGUUUGUCUAAAACGUUUGUGGAGUACAUUGACGGUGCUCGUAUCUACUUAGAGGGCGAGAGUGACCGGGACCUGCCCACCCUUCAAGAUAUACGUCUACAUUUCAGCAAAUUCGUCAGGCACCUCAUCUGUAACACACCAGCUGAAUACAAGAGCAACCUGUUGAGCCGAGAGCUGCGAUACAGCUUGUUUGAUCUGUUUGCUAGCUGGAGUGGCAAGUUCAGCCACACUUCGAGCGCAAUCGACAAAAGGCUAACCAAGGAUGAUGGAUGUACCGAGUUGGAGUUGGCAGCGGUACGGGCCAUGUCAGCGGUCGUCUGUUGUGGGCCAGUGUUUGACACCAACGGUCUCAAUGAUGAUGGCUACAUCUACAACUGGCUGGACACUCUCCUCAGCUCACAUGACGAUAGGGAUAGAUCUGUUAAAUACAAGAUCUAUGAGCUAGCGAAGGAGACAGUGGUAUUGCUGCUUGAUUUCAACUCGGACAACCAGGGCCUGCUUGAUUGGGUCAUAGACAGGUGUUACACCGGUACCAACGAGGUUUCUGAUGGAUGCUUCAAUGCCCUGGCCGCUGUCUUCCAGGCCAGGGAGUACCCUUGUGACCACGUAGCCAUGUUGAACCUGGCUAUCUUGAACAUUGGCAAUCCACGAAUGCCAACCCACGAGACUGCUGUACAGCUGCUUCAUUUGUUGGACAGGCGUUUCUUCCAGGAAGAGUCUGUUCUGCGGGACAAGACUGAGCUACACAAGCCCCUGAAUGAUGUGUACCUGUCUGUGUCAUACUGCCGAUCACAGAUGUACAUAUCAGACCAACUCGCUCGUCUCCAUCCUGAUCUGACUCUCCCCAUAUUUUCUGAAAUCACCCAUCGGUUCCAGACAGCCAAACCAGCAGUCAGACAAACCCUUCUGAAAUAUCUGUUGCCAUGGUUACACAACAUGGAGCUAGUGGACCCCACCCUUCCCCAGAGCAACCCCCUGAGUAUGUUUAUAAUGCGCAUGCAUGACAAUUACACUGAGACGGUCAAACCCCCAUUGAAGGGUGAGGGCUGGGGGUCACAGGAGGCUACCAAGAUGGUCCUCAACAAUCUCUUCUACAUAACUGUUAAGUUUGGAGAUGACCAUCCCCAGGAGUUGGAAGCACUGUGGGCAGUCCUUGUCCAGUGUUGGCCGAACAACAUCCGAGUUGUGAUGCACUAUAUGGUCAUACUGAUCAGUAUGUCUGCUAACGAGUUACUGCCACAUGCCAAAAGGGUAGUGAGCUACAUAGGCCGUGCGCGACCAGAGCGACUUGUGGAUGAACUAAUGGCUGAGUUACAGACUGUGGAGACCCUCAAUCUCAAUAUAGAGCGUACCCAGACCCCACCAUUCUUCCGUCUGUCCGUCAUCCGGCGCCCAACGAUCCUCCAGAACACUACUGAUGACGAGAAGUUGGAAAGUAGUGUUGCCGACAUCACUUUGGAGAAAGGCCUACUCCACACGAAACGGCACAGUGCUAACCCAGAUGAAUCUCUCACUGAAACGACAACGCGGACAGAGUCCACCCAGGAGAGUGACGACUCCAGUAUCUCCUCCGAAGAUGAAAUCUCCAUCCCCUCUGGCCCGAGGGGUGGGUCUGAGCCUAGACGUAAUGAGGUGAACGCCCCCUACCCCCUCCCCAUGCCAGCAUAUGGGGGAUACUUUGCUCCAAUGUCUGAGUACCUGCCUGAGAGCAUGCAAGCAUCAUCAGGCUUCCACAGGAGCAACAUAGCGAUCAUGUUCAUGUCAGACCUGGUGCUGGACGGGCUCGAGAUUGACUGGUCAGCCCACCUGCCACUCAUCCUCCAUGUCAUCUUCCUGGGUGUUGACCAUAACAAGGAGCUAGUAUAUGAGCACUGUAAGAAGCUGUUGCUGACCCUGAUGUUGCUGGCCUCCGCCAACCAGGACUGUCCGGAGGUGGCCAGGCUGCUCCUCUCCUACCAGACAAACCUUGAUGAUACUCUCCAGCUCAUCUCUGAUAGCAAGGAUACCUCCGCUACGGAACACACUGAACAACAACACACUACUGUCGAAGAGCACCAUGAGCCCCGGCCCAUUUUCCGUGUGGACAGUUCCACCACCCUGAUGCCCACCACACCCGGAACCCCACCAACCCCAGAACAGCCAUCGUCUGAGUCCUUCACUGAAACAGACCCAGACACACUCAAUUCUGUCCUUGAUAUUGUCAAAGCUGUUUUGGAGGUCAUGAGCAAAAGACGUGGGCGCCCACUCUGGUGUUAUGAGGACAUCACGCCCAAGACAUUGGUGACACAGAGUGCCGAGCAGCUAGAGUACCUGCUAAGAUUUGUUGUCAAGUUCUUCAAGCACCUUCUACCCCUAGCGCUCGUGGAACAGCGCUGGUCUCAGGUUGCCAUGCAGCUGGCAUUAUCGUGUUCUUCUAGGCAUUAUGCCGGCAGAUCCUUCCAGGUGUUGCGCGCCCUGCACAUCCGGCCAUCAUCCCAGAUGCUGGCUGACAUACUAUCCAGACUGGUGGAGACUGUUUCUGAACAGGGCGAGGACAUGCAGGGUUAUGUGACGGAGAUCAUUCUAACCAUGGAAGCCGUUGUAGACAACAUUGACCUUGAUAUCAGACCCAUCGACUACAUGAGGGACAUCUUCAUGUCAACACCCAACCUCGCCCAGAACCCCGGGGACGGGCGGCGGGGUGUUCUCAUGGCACCAAAACACCAGCCCCAUCCACAGCAGCAUAUGAGGAGUGUUAGUUAUGCUGUACAGGGGGUGGCCAGUAAGGUUGCAAGUAUGCAAGACACCCGUAACAGGAGUGGCACAGAUCUUGAGAUGCGUAAGUCCAACCUGCCAAAGUCUCGCAGCGAGAAGAACAUGAAGAACACCGAACAAGGGGAUAAGAUAACUAUCAUGACUCAGAUGUUCUGGCUGGCGGUCUCCUUGUUGGAGUCAGACUAUGAAUAUGAGUUCCUACUUGCAACCAAGUUACUAGAUAAGAUCCUACAACACCUACAGCCAGACCGGCCAGAGUGUCGGGAUAAGCUGGACAAAAUACAGCAGCAGAUCAAAUGGACGAACUUCCCAGGGAUCCAGAAGUUGCUCCUCAAGGGCUGUACAUCUCUAGUAGCUGCGGAGUCUACCUGGCAGCUGUUGACCCGACUGACCAUCUGUAUCAACUCUUCAGUCAUAGAUCCAUCUGGAACUCAUGGUUUCCCAAUGAAUGUGAUUGCCCUGUUGCCGUACCUUGUGUUCCACUAUGAGAACCCAUCUCAGCUGUGCAGAGACUCCGCUGAUCACAUAGCACAGAUGUGUUCCCAGAAGUCUGACCGGCUGAACAACCUGGGGACAGUAAUGUCCCUGUACAGUAGGGGUACAUUUAGCAAGGACAGUUUCCAGUGGACGAAAUGUGUGGUCAAGUAUCUUCAUGACGUCUACAGUCAAGCCAGUCUUAAUAUGGUCAGCUUUCUAGUGGAGGUGAUGGAGAAGGGUCCUCAUGCAUACCAGCUGCCAGUCCUGCAGAUCCUUCACUGUAUGGUCCACUACAUAGACCUGAACACCCAGCCUGCAUCUGUGCUGAACCAGGACCUCUUCCACGCCGUGGCUAAACACAUUGAGGGUCCCCACUAUAAGGAAGCCAUCAAGAUCAUGAAGCUGACUGUUGCACGUUCCUCUACACUGACGUCUGCAGCCUCCAGUUCAUCUGAGCAGACGUAUGCUCUCCAUAGGUCCUUGGCUGAGAUAGAUGUCCUUCAUAAGAAAGAACUCCCAGGUCGCACCCUAGACUUCACAGUGGACCUGUCAAACACAGCGAUCAUCGGUCGUAAGUUCCUGAACCAGGAGAUCCACCAUGUACCAUCCACAACAGACUCUGGCAGUACGCCCAGUAACCAAUCAUCUUUGAGCAGAAAAGGAUCAGGCAAUGAGUCUGACACUUGCUGGAGGAAACCACAAAACUCCCAGGCCCGUACCCGGGAGAGAUUGACGGAGCUGUUGGCCUGUUAUGGACAGAAGCGCCUGCCCAAAAGCCCUUCUGAACUUUCUUUAAACAAGGUGAUAUUCAGCCAGUACAGUGACACAGUGGACCCCCAACCCAGCAUCCCAUCCAGUGGUGAGGACUCCAUACCCGACAUUGCUCAGUCCUCUGAUGGAAUCUACAGUGUGGACAGUAGUGGCCUGGACAUUGUAAAAAUGACCAUUAAAACCUUUGACUUCCUUGGGGAGUAUGAACCAGAAUAUGACUAUCCCCCUAGAGAUAAUCUGCAUGACAAUGAUUACUUCACGUUUGACUCAAGUCGUCGUCAGUCAUUCAAUGAGAGCCAGGACGGCAUGUUUUCUCAGAGGCCUAACUUUGGAAGCACCCCGGACCUCCAACGUCUGAGUAAACUGACACUGGCGGAGAUUCCUAUUCACGGCAUCUCAACGGACAGUAUCAACCUGGAUAGGGAGACACUCUCCGGCAGGGAGUCAGUUUCCUCAACCCCUGAGGAUACCCACCGUCAGUGCACCACACCUUGUGCCAGCAGUGUGAUUGUCAUACAGAACCCAGGUCUGGAAGAGGGCAGGGUCUCCAGUCCUCGUACUGCAUCAAGCCACAGUCUGACCAGUAUCUGCAGCGACGACGACGAUGAUGAUGAUGAUGAUGACCUUGACACAGUGAAUCUGAGCGCCAGCGCAACAUCUAGCACAUUCCCGAACUUCCUUGUCUCAUACAUGUACCUUGUUCCACCAUGUGAGGAGGUCGAUGAGAUGUGGAAACGUCAUGUGACAAAGGUCAUCUCAGAGUCAUCUGUGAACAACACCAUCUGUACCUCACAGAUCUUCCCUAAACUGUACAGGGAAUUGAGGCGGAGGCUUGCAACUUUGACAAAGGAUGCCUAUUAUUACAUUUCCAAGACCGAAGGCCUGAAAAGUGUUGGAGCACAGCUAUUGCAGGCUCUGGACACAAUGUUUACUGACCUUGAGUGUCCCUACUUUUUCAUCGAGAUGGACAUUAUCCACGGAAGUCGUGUUGUGGAGAAACACCGGUUCUGCCUUCUGGAGAUGCAGGAGUGUUUUGAGACGUACUGUAUGAGAAAAGACCAGGCAGAACUGAGUCUUGACCACAUCAAGUCCAGCAUCAAACAGCAGUCACUGGGAGAUGGAAGCUGCUUUCCUAUCACAUGUACAGAUGAACAGAAGCUGGACCUGUGUCAACGAGUGUACAAGCUCAUCUUCCAACUCGUUCUUCUGUUUGAGAGCUUCAUCAAACUGCUGGACUGCUUCGACCUUGUCAAAACAAACACACAGGUAAACGAUCUCUCUAGCCAAGUGGAGAGUAUUCAAGGGGAGAUAAAAAGUGCCCUAUCAGAGCUGGAGAAUGGACAGGCAUCCCCCUUCAAUGUGGACUCGCCCAAGUCACUAAGCAAGCAGGAGGCAUUUACUGGACUAGCAGAGUAUCUUAAAUCACAGCAAUACCAGAAGGCACUACAGCUUCUUAGGUCCUACAGGUCAAUGUGGCCGGGAGAGAUGUUUGGUCAGAAUGUGGAUGAUGAUCUCUCCACGCUUCUAAAUGUCUACUGUCUUGGUGUGGCAGAGAAAAAGUCUGGAGUGUAUGUGUUCACAAAGAGCCAGUUUGACAUUGGAGUACUUCACACACUAUUACUGGACAUCAACCAGCAGUUACGAACAUGGACUGUCAACUCCCCCCAUCCCUCAGUGUCAGAAAACAACGACCUACUUGACUCCAGCACACUAUGACUAUAAGGGAUUGGCAGCGAGAAGGAUGUGAUGAUUAAAAUACUGAUGUGAUUUCUACUUCCUGUUUGAACAAAAAGAAAGUGAACUUUUCAUGAAGUAUUUUAUCAAAAGAAAUUUAAGAUUAAUUAUAAGAAAUCAAGUGAUUCAAAAGAAUCAGCAUACAUUGUAGAAAAGAUGGGUUGAAUUUCAAUGUGGAAAGUGGCCCUGAAUCCUAUUCUAUCAGGAGUUGUGACAUACCAUUCCGUGAUUUCUUUCAUCAAUUCACAAAUGUUUCUUCAAUAACAGUAUUAAAUUUCGGAUUAAUGCAAGUUGUUGUGAAAAUUGUAACAGAUUGCUGUCCAUUGUUGUAUUGCUGGACAUGGGAAUUGGCAUCAGAAAAUCAGAAAAUGAUUAUUUCACCAUGGUUGCCAAAUUCACUUAUAUUUUUAACUUAAGCCUGCCAAUGAUGACCUAGAAAACUAAUUAAAGCAGCAGGUCUAUGGCAAACUUGCUUCCUUAUUUAUUUGUACAUAUAGACAUUAUUUGUACAUGCUGUAAUCUGUACUCAGCAAACAGAUUUGCAUUUAUUUGUUCUUUUUAAUUUUACAGUGCAUUUAUUAUUCUUUGGGAUCAAAAUACUCUUCAAUCUUGAUUUCUUGUUUUUGUCAUAUUUAUGAACAAAGCAGAGUUUAUAUCCAUUUUUCCAAACUAUUUGUUACUGGAUUUUUAAUUUUAUUGUACCUGCAUUAAGUCUUGUUUUACUUAACUCUAUAUGUUUCUUAUUUAUUAUAAAUGACAGUUAUCACAUCCAUAGACUUUUUCUGACUUAUAAAUGACAUUUAUAUAAUUUCUAUUGACAUUUCUUAGUUGAUUUGUAUAUAAUUUUAUUGCACAAAUUAUAUUGUCAUUAAUUACAAUUUCCCAUCAUGAAAACAUAUUCGACAGAUUUCACCGGCAUUGCAAUUGUAAGAAAAUAUUGUGUAUAUGUAUAUCAUGCAACCCUGAUAGUACAUCCAUACUUUCAUUUCUAUCCUAGUGCAAACUUGAUUUUUGACAAUGUAUUCUUGUCAAUGUGUUGAUACUAGUGUGGAAUGUAGCAGAAGACGUUGAUUUUAAUGGUUAUGUAUCAUUACCAGCUUAUGUGGUAUAUAGAUUGCAGCGACUUGUAAUUUGAAGGUUACAGUGAUUUGAAAACAUUCUAUUUUGAGUGACUUUUAAUAUUCAGUUUCUUCUGUCUCAGGAUAAGUAGCUGUAUUUUUGUACGAAAUCAUCUUUAUAUUCUUAAAUUGAAAUAAGAUCACCAUCAUUUUCUCAAAUUCUAUGCUCUUGCCAGUUAUAUAUUUGUGUUCUUAUUGCAUAAACCAUUUUUAAAAGUUAGUAAUGUGAUUCCGUAUUUGCUUAAUUAUUAUGCCCCCCUUCGAAGAAGAGGGGUAUAUUGCUUUGCACAGGCAUGUCGGUAUGUCGGUCGGUCGGUCUGUCCGUCCGUCGGUAGACCAAAGCUUGUCCGAGUGAUAACUCAACAAUUCCUGGACGUAUGGUCAUCAAACUUCACAAGAAGGUUGGGCCUGACCAGUAGAUAAACCCUAUUGAUUUUGGGGGUCAUCGGGUCAAAGGUCAAGGUCACAGUGACCUUUAAUGGUAUUUUUUUUUAAAGCUUGUCCGAGUGCUAACUCAACAAUGCCUGCACCCAUGGCCCUUAAACUUGACAUGGAGGUUGGGCCUGACCAGUAGAUGACCCCUAUUGUUUUUUGGGGAUCAUCAGGUUAAAGGUCAAGGUCACAGUGACCUUGAAUGGUAAAAGGUUGUCCGAGUGAUAACGUGACAAUGCCUGCACCCAUGGCCCUCAAACUUGACUUGGAGGUUGGGCCUGACGAGUAGCUGACCCCUAUUGUUUUUUGGGCUCAAUGGGUCAAAGGUCAAGGUCACAGUGACCUUGAAUGGUAAAAGGUUGUUCGAGUGAUAACUCAACAAUGCCUGCAUCCAUGGCCCUCAAACUUGACUUGGAGGUUGGGCCUGACCAGUCGAUGACCCCUAUUGUUUUUGGGGGUCAUUGGGCCAAAGGUCAAGGUCACAGUGACCUUGAAUGGUAAAAGGUUGUCCGAUUGAUAACUCAACAAUGCCUGCACCCAUGGCCCUCAAACUUGACUUGGAGAAUUGGCCUGACCAGGAGAUGACCCCUAUUGAUUUAAGGGGUCAUUGGGCCAAAGGUCAAGGUCACAGUGACCUGGAAUGGUAAAAGGUUAUCCGAGUGAUAACUUGACUAUGGCUGCACCCAUGGCCCUCAAACUUGAUUUGAAGGUUGAGCCUGGCCAGAAGAUUGUCCCUAUUAAUUUUAGGGGUCAUUGGGCCAAAGGUCAAGGUCACAGUGACCUUGAAUGAUAAAAGGUUGUCCAAGUGAUAACUCAACAAUGCCUGCACCCAUGGCCCUCAAACUUGACAUGGAGGUUGGGCCUGACCAGUAGAUGACCCCUAUUGAUUUUAGGGGUCAAAGGUCAAGGUCACAGUGACCUUGAAAGCAAACUCGACAAUUCUUGGACCUAUGGUCAUCAAACUUGACAUGAAGGUUGGGCCUGCCCAGUAGAUGACCCCUAUCGACUUUGGGGGUCAUCAGGCCAAGGUCAAUGUCACAGUAACCUUUAACGCAAAAAGUUAUCAAAUCUUCCCCCACUGAUAUCUUAACAAUGCCUGAACCUAUGAUCAUUAAAUUUGACAUGGAUGUUAAGCCUGACCAGGCACUCAACAAUGCCUGAACCCAUGACCUUCAAACUUGAAUUGGAGUUGCAUCUGACUUGUAGAUGACCCCUUAUGAUUUAAGGGGUCAUCGGGUCAAAGUUCAAGGUCGCAGUGACCUUGAACGAAAAAAACUUGUCUUGUGAUAACUUGACAAUGCCUGCACCCAUGGCCCUCAAACUUGACAUUAAGGUUUCAGGUGACCAGCUGAUGACUCUGGAUUUUGAGUUCAUAGAGUCAAAGGUCAUGACGGUCAUAUCACACUUUAUCCUCACACUUUAAUGGUCAUUAUCUUAAAACAGCAACAAAACAGCUGUCAUUACGGUCCAUGCAUAUUUCAUUCAAUUGUCCAUAUAAUCCUGACAACAUGGCGCUCAGGGGGGGCAUAAUGUUUGACAAACAUCUCUUGUUAAAAUUUAGUGUUCAGGCUCAUGAAGGCCGAAAACCCAUUAGCCUGCCGACUUUAUCAUUUGGAAGGCCAAAAACAAAAUAUCUGAAAUGUCAUUUUUUGGUUCUCAUUUAAUAAGCUUUUUCUCAAUGAAUUUUGUUGUAUAUCCCACUGUUCCCAUACAUAGGCCAGUCAUGCAUAAUCAAUGUUCACAUUUGUGUAAAAUAGAACAAAAAUAAAGGCUGUAGAUUUCAUUCAGUUUCCCCAUUAUUUCUAUAAAAUCCUUGUUCAUGUUUUUAGACCAUUUUUCUUCACAUUGCAUAUUGUAAGCUAAACUGUACAAGGAUUUGUACCUUUAUUGUGAGUAGAAUCUGUAUGAUCAAACAUGUGUCUCUAUGUUGGUCAGAAAAUAAGAUUUGCUUAAACCAAUCGAGUAUUACUGUGAGCUAGAGUGUGUUUGUUUCAUGUUCUUGUUUGGUUGCGAUCUGUGUUUAUGUCUGUUUUGGUCUGUUACUGAUGCAUCUUUCUUCACUGUGCCAAAUAUAUAUAAAUCAUAAAAGUUCUAUGUUGUAUGAAGAGUAAUAAAGGUUUGUAUACAUUA